AACAAUACAAGUAAUGGAUAACAUAAAUCUUCACCAUUAAAGUUCUGAGCAAAGACAAGGACGGGAAAAGAUUUUAAUGGAGAACCAAAUCCCUAAUCCCACCGAUCGUAUCAAGCUCAAUGUCGGGGGCAAGCUUUUCGAAACCACCAUUUCCACUCUCCAAUCCGGGGGUCCAGACUCUCUCUUAGCCGCCCUUUCCACCCGCCCUUCUCCUGACCCUGUUUUCAUUGACCGUGACCCUGAGAUCUUCUCCGUUCUUCUGUCUCUCCUCCGCUCUGAUCGCUUACCCUCUUCUGCUCAACGCUUCUCCAAGCAAGAGCUCGCCGAUGAGGCUACUUACUAUGGAAUCGAGUCUCAGCUUCGAUUGGCUAUGUCUCCGCCGCCUCUAUCUGGUAUCGAUGCUUCUCAAGUCGCCACCAUCCACCCCGCCUCUGAUGGCCUUCCUUCUACUUUCACUGCCGCAGCUGGCGACGGCUCCGUCUGGAUUGCACACGGUGGCCAAAUUUCAUCUUAUGACUGGAAUCUCAGUCAUGCCGGCACUAUUCGUACUCAUCUUGAUGAUAUCACCUCAAUCCGAAGAGUCUUGCCUGAAGUUGCGGCCAUUGGAUCCGAUUCCGACGCUGGACUUCAUUUCUAUGAUUUUUGCGGUGCUCGCCACCUAGGGUCAAUCCACUGGACUGAUCCCUCCGAUCCUAGAAUCUAUAAAGCCAGAGUAACUUCAAUUACUGAUUCACCUGAUCAAGUUUUUGCUUCCUUCGAGUGUCAACAUAAAGAGAAUUGCAUAUUAAUAGUAGAUAAAUCAACGCUCCAGAUCGUCCGUGAGAUCACCAGGCAAUCUGGCAGCUCAGCUAAGCAUAUGGUUCCGGGAAAGCUGACGUGGCUUCCCGAUACCGGUCUGCUAGUCGGAACGGCGGUCACAAGUGGGGCGUUUGGUUACACAGGAUAUAUUAGAUUGUGGGACCCAAGGGCUGACGCUGUGGUUUGGGAAACGAAUGAACCAGGUUCGGGCCGGAGUAGCAGGUUUGGUGAUUCGUUUGCUGACGUUGAUGUCGAUAUAGAGAAUUCGACUCUGUUCAAGAUUUGUUCUAAGUCUGGAGAUUUGGCAAUGGCGGAUUUACGUAAUUUAGGGGAUGAUCCGUGGGUUUAUAUGAAAGAUAAAAACCCAAGUAUGAGAUUCACUGGCGGGUUAAUUGAUAGUGUGAUUCAUUGCUAUAAGGGUCAGGUUUUUGUGGGAAGAGAAGGGUCUUUAGAGGUUUGGUCAAAAGUGGUAGAGAAAGAAAAUGGAAUAAAGAGUGAGAAUUUGAUAGGUGAAGAGUUGUAUAGACGGAAUUUCGUGAAUAAAAUGGAGGAUUCAGAAAGAGGGAUAAUUAAGAAAAUCGAAGGAGGUGGAAAUAGGCUGUUUGUUAGUAGAGAAGAUGUUGAGGGUAUUGAAGUGUGGGAAAGCUCUCUUUUUUCCGGUGCAAUUUCGGUUUUGUGAUUGUAACCCUCAUGUGUAAAUUAUUGCAGAUGAAAGUGAGAACUUUGGUUGUAAUAAUCUAGUAGUUAACUCGAAACGUAUGAAAUUGAAGUUAAAUUUGGAUUAAAACUCGUUGCCUUUCCAGUUAUUGUGUUAUUAUAGGAUCUUCUCGAGCUCAAACUCAAUCCUCAUAGAUGUUGAAGAGAUGGAAUGUUCACUCUUCAAAAGAAGUGGGUCUCUUCAAUAUGGAGAUAACUGUCAUGAUAGGCAGGCAUGGCAUCAUUUGUCAAAAUUGCAGGAGAGGAAAUUAAUGCUGUUGCUUGUGGUCAUCCUUUUUGUAGAAAUUGUUGGGUUCAUUAUAUUAGCUUGGUUUGUAAACUAUGGUUCUCAACGUUUGAAUUCAUGAUGUCCUCAACGUUCUAGUGGAGUUGCUGGUGGUGAAGAUAUGGUGUUUGAUGCAUUGCCUUUGAAGAAAAGGAGAAGUAUUCUCAUUUUCUUUUAAGUCUUGUGUGGAUGACUACAAGACGAGAAAGUGGUGACCUGGUGAAAAUUGUGAUAAUGCUAGUGAACUUGUUGAUAAAUAUCAAGGUUUUGAUAUUUCUUGUGCUGGUUCUCAUAGCUUUUGCUGGACUUGUAACAAGGAAGCUCAUCGUUCAGUUGAAUCUGAUGCUUCAUACAAGUGGAAUUUGAAGGCUAACCAUGAUUCAUUAGUGGAGAACAGGAAAUUUGCUUGCUGCAAGUGACGGAUUGGGAAAAUCUUUGGGUGUUUGUAUUGUGCAUGUUGACACUUGCUGGGUAUGCCUUAAUGAAUGGUCAGGUCAUCAGAAUGUCCUUUGCCGUCUUAAGUCUGAUGAUGAGACUGAGAUUAGUAGAUAUCCAAUGAAGAAAUUCAAUCAUUAUCAUUUACUCUGGCUGCUAGGACAGCAAUCGGCGAUUCAUGCGAAGUAGUGAAAUGGACUUUUGCACAUGGGGAUGUUUUGAGUGACAGCUUUUUGAGAGUGUCAGACAGUACCUGCGUUGGACAGACUUGAAUAUUUCGCAGAGAGAAGGGUUCAGGUACAGCGAUUCAUUGAUUCUGAUAACCCUCAAUUAAAUACCAAGACUUCUGUGUUAACCUUUCAGAACUGACUUUAGUGGUUGGAAAUUACUAUGAGAAUGUGAUUAAAGCUUUAGCGAAUGGACUAUCAGAUGUAAAAUGCGGGGAUCUGCGACUGGGAAUUGAGGUGGAUGAUAUAAUGGUCUCCUCUGCCCUUAGAAGUAACAUUGAUUUCGUUUUAUUUUACGGAGUAAACUCAACUGUGGAUCAGUCGUUAUUUUGGUUGGUUUGAAUAUUUUUUUUUUUGUUGCCAGUCAGUUCUUGCUUAACAACUCCAUAAUCUAUGUGUUAAAGAAUGAAGACUAUCGGAAUUGAAAAGGCUUGAAUUUUCAUCAAAGUACAAAAGAAAUUGAUUUUUUUAAA
Molecule: messenger RNA, 2915 nt
Organism: Jatropha curcas
Lineage: Eukaryota; Viridiplantae; Streptophyta; Magnoliopsida; Malpighiales; Euphorbiaceae
Product: BTB/POZ domain-containing protein
Biological process (GO): protein homooligomerization
Source: RefSeq, a predicted model, not a curated record